UGCACAUGAAUGCCGGUAAAGCAAGUAAUCAAAUUAUCCGUUUGCCAUAUUGACACCUGAGAAGCAACACUAAAAUUUACUUUUUAUAUAAUGGAAAACGCAGAAUUAGUUCCCGACGUUCUUGAUCGGGAGCCAACAUCUUUACUUCGGGUAGAGUUUGGACCUAAAAAGGUACAAUUGGGCAAUAAGUUAACGAUUCAAGAAGUCAGCGAAGCCCCCACUCUCGUCGAUUGGGAUGCGGAAAAAGGAAAAUUCUACUCGCUUUGCUUUACAGAUCCAGAUGCUCCCAGCAGAUCCACACCCACCGUACGCGAAUGGGUUCACUGGCUGGUGGUCAACAUUCCCGGAGAUAGCAAGGACAUUUCGAAGGGAGACACGCUAAUUGAAUUUGUGCCUUCGUGUCCAGGCGAAAAUUCUGGAAUUCAUCGCUAUACAUUUGUCCUUCACCAGCAACCCUCCCAUCUCGACUUUAGCGCGGUGCAAAGGUUUGAUAAGUCUGUGGAGCAUCGUGCCCUUCGGAGGCAUUUUUCCAUCCGUACCUUUGCACAAAGGUUUUCGUUUGGGGAAGCUCUAGCUGGCAAUUUUUACACCACCGAGUGGGACGACUAUGUCUCAGUUAUUAGGAAACAGUUGGGCCUGGAAUAGUAGUACUUACCUGUACUUUUGGUAUAAUGAGAAUGUAAUGCAUAAAUCAUUCUAUAUAAUACUAUAAGUUUACUAGCUACAAAGGACAGCUUGUGUCAUUGAAGAAGCCAUAAUAAAAAUCGGAUGACUCACAAAAUUUUACCUCAUAAA
Folsomia candida is the source of this 795-nucleotide messenger RNA. RefSeq names its product protein D2. The transcript has 2 exons. NCBI's taxonomy places the organism in Eukaryota, Metazoa, Arthropoda, Collembola, Entomobryomorpha, Isotomidae. Bases 91 to 645 code for a protein of 184 amino acids. The record is from RefSeq and is a predicted model, not a curated record.